Molecule: messenger RNA, 720 nt
Organism: Alligator sinensis (Chinese alligator)
Lineage: Eukaryota; Metazoa; Chordata; Crocodylia; Alligatoridae
Product: alpha/beta-gliadin A-III-like
Exons: 3
Coding region: 1-720 (239 amino acids)
Source: RefSeq, a predicted model, not a curated record
AUGAGCUCAUGGGCCAUUGAGGGGUGGGAGAGCCAGUUCCAGCCUCUGGAGAACCAGUUUCCAGCUCGAGAAUCCCAGUAUCCAACUCAGGAGAACCAGUUUCCAGCUCGAGAUUCCCAGUUCCAGGCUCUGGAGACCCAGUAUCAGCUUCACGAGACCCAGUUUCCAGCCCGUGAUUCCCAGUAUCCGGCUCAUGAGAACCAGUUCACCACCUGCGAUUCCCAGUAUCCAGCGCACGAGAACCAAUUCCAGCCUCUGGAGAACCAGUUUCCAUCUCGGGAUUCACAAUAUCCAGCUCAUGAGAACCAGUUUGCUGCCUGCGAUACCCAGUAUCCAAGCCCAGAAAACCAGUAUCAGGCACUGGACAGCCAGUUUCCAGCCCGUGAUUCCCAGUACCGGGCUCAUGAGAACCAGUUCCCUGCCCGGGAAAACCAGUUCCAGGCUCUGGAAAACCAGUUUCCGGCCCGCGAUUCCCAGCAUCCUGGCCGGGAUUCACAGUAUCCGAACCCUGAGAACCAAUAUCCGAGCCGGGAUUCACAGUACCAGGCACUGGAGAACCAGUUCCCGGCCCGGGAUUCACAGUAUCCUGGCCGGGAGAGCCAGUUUCAGAACCGUGACUCCCAGUUCCCUGCCCGAGACAACCAGUACUCCACCCCGGAGAGCCAGUAUCCAAGCCGCGACUCCCAGUACCAGGCCCAGGAGAACCAAUAUCCUGCCUAG